Molecule: messenger RNA, 822 nt
Organism: Callorhinchus milii (elephant shark)
Lineage: Eukaryota; Metazoa; Chordata; Chondrichthyes; Chimaeriformes; Callorhinchidae
Gene: aurkaip1
Product: aurora kinase A interacting protein 1
Exons: 4
Coding region: 129-752 (207 amino acids)
Biological process (GO): mRNA processing
Cellular component (GO): mitochondrion
Source: RefSeq, a predicted model, not a curated record
UGUCGGAACCUUUCUCGGCGGCGCUGUGAGAGAGAGGGGACGGUUUGUCGGUGGGACAGGAAGUGCGGAAUCGUUCCGGAGGCGAGGUUCGGGGAGUAUGACCUUCUAUUGCUGAAUGAAUCCGUAACAUGUUUCUUUCACGACUGACGUUGAAACUGGUGAGAAUAUCCGCACUACCAGGAACACAGUUUUCCUUUCUGCCUAUUCAGCUUUGUAGGGCAUUAUCCAGAAAUCACUAUGUACUGGCCGGUCAAAAGGAGGUGAAACCACAGCGUUGGCAUGUAUUGAAUCACGAACUAGAAGAGUUUCUGGUUCCACGAAAACUGUCCAUCAGUCCAAUAGAAAGCUGGUUAACAAUUAGAUACCAUGUGCCCAAAUUUGAACCAAAGGAUGAGCAGAGCCUUGGGAUCAAACUGUGGCCCCAUUUCCAGCAGUAUGACUGCCCUCCCAGAGCAGGAUUACAAGAGAUUGGAGAGAAUGAAGGAGAAAUAAAUAUCAGUGGAGAUGAGAUACAUUGUAAAAACGUACUGAAGAUUCGAAGGAGAAAAAUGAACCGGCAUAAGUACAAAAAGUUCCUAAAGCGGACAAAGUUUUUACGUAGACGGAUCAAGGAGGGCCGCAGACAGAGGCGGCAAGCAAAGUUUGAGAGAGAUUUGAAGAAAAUUUGGAAGAAGGCUGGGCUGAAGAAAGCACCUGAUGGAUGGCAUGCCCCAAAGAUAUACGUGAAGCGUUACCAUGGAAAAGCUGAAUAGUGUUCCACUGCGUUGCAGUAUUACAGAGCAGCCUGGAAUCUAACAAAUUAAAUAAAUUGUUUUAAUAGCC